Gorilla gorilla gorilla (western lowland gorilla) is the source of this 2504-nucleotide messenger RNA. RefSeq names its product ALG1 chitobiosyldiphosphodolichol beta-mannosyltransferase (gene ALG1). Gene Ontology annotation, molecular function: mannosyltransferase activity. Gene Ontology annotation, cellular component: endoplasmic reticulum. The record is from RefSeq and is a predicted model, not a curated record. The coding region runs from base 960 to 1991 and encodes 343 amino acids. NCBI's taxonomy places the organism in Eukaryota, Metazoa, Chordata, Mammalia, Primates, Hominidae. The transcript has 12 exons.
CGCCUCACGUGACUCAAGUCCCAGGGUGGCCGCUUUCAGCUCGGACUGAAUUACCUGCGCUCUUUUCGGCUGGCGGGCUGGCGGGCGAUGCUGGUGAUGGUAACUUUUUAUCUCCAGUCAUUUCACCCUCUCCCUGGUUUGGUAACUGAAGCCUUCUGAAAUGAACCAGUGUCAGGCUCCAGUGAGGACUCCAUCCCCAAUUCAGGAAGCACAGAGGUGGAGCAUAAUCCCCCCCGAUUUGUUUAUGUGCGGCUGACUUCUCUCAAGGUGGUGUGCCUGUUUGGGAAAACUUUUGUUUGCAAGACAACGUGAAAGAAAUCCUUAAAGCUCACGGACUGCCGGGUGGAUAUGACAUUCUGGCCCUUGGUUCCCCCAAGAAAACAGCAACUUGCAGAAAGCAAGUCAAACUUGUCAGCAGAAUCCAGGGAUGUUCCUCGAGGCCUGACAACUUAAGAGCAAUCAUGGGAAGGCAUUCAGAGGACCGCAGCAGAGGAUCAGGUCAAGGGAAGCCUAACUCCUAAAGGAAAGAUCGAGAAGAACCAUGCGCCCCACUACCCACCGGGGCUGCUCAGCUGGGCACAGAAGCAGCCAAGGAUAUUUUCAUUCAGAUGCUCACAUAUGACUAAGUUGCCACAUGAGGAUGAUCCGUGGCGAUUUUCCACCUUGAGGCAAAGCAGGACCAUGCGUGUAAAGAGGUUUGCAGCCCCCGGGUUUUCAGCUGGUUUUUCUACCCCAGAGUCUAAUGCGUGCAGGCUGUCAUCAGCACCACAGACAGCACCAGAAGCCAUCAUAACGUCCCAGAAGGUUUUAUUGCUAAAUUAGUGUCAGAGCUCCAGGGAACACAUUCAGAUAUAGUCACACUGAGUCAGAGCUCGAGGGAAGAGCUGUAAGCUGGGAACCAGAGAACCGAUGACAAGGCAGCGGCCUCUUCUGGCAGCUUCCGGAGGAGCCCCCAGUUAAUGGGCCGUCAUCACUUGAGGCAGCAGAACCCCCCAGGUCUGCCUAGCAUUGCUGUCUGCUGGUUCGUGGGCUGCCUUUGUGGAAGCAAGCUCGUCAUUGACUGGCACAACUAUGGCUACUCCAUCAUGGGUCUCGUGCAUGGCCCCAACCACCCCCUCGUUCUGCUGGCCAAGUGGUACGAGAGGUUCUUUGGGCGCCUGUCCCACCUGAACCUGUGUGUUACCAAUGCCAUGCGAGAAGACCUGGUGGAUAACUGGCAUAUCAGGGCUGUGACCGUCUACGACAAGCCCGCAUCUUUCUUUAAAGAGACACCUCUGGACCUGCAGCACCAGCUCUUCAUGAAGCUGGGCAGCACGCACUCUCCGUUCAGGGCCCGCUCAGAACCUGAGGACCCAGCCACGGAGCGGUCGGCCUUCACGGAGCGGAAUGCUGGGAGCGGGCUGGUGACGCAUCUCCGUGAGCGGCCAGCCCUGCUGGUCAGCAGCACGAGCUGGACAGAGGACGAAGACUUCUCCAUCCUGCUGGCAGCUUUAGAAAAGUUUGAACAACUGACUCUUGAUGGACACAACCUUCCUUCUCUCGUCUGUGUGAUAACAGGCAAAGGGCCUCUGAGGGAGUAUUACAGCCGCCUCAUCCACCAGAAGCAAUUCCAGCACAUCCAGGUCUGCACCCCCUGGCUGGAGGCCGAGGACUACCCCCUGCUUCUAGGGUCGGCGGACCUGGGUGUCUGUCUGCACACGUCCUCCAGUGGCCUGGACCUGCCCAUGAAGGUGGUGGACAUGUUCGGGUGCUGUUUGCCUGUGUGUGCUGUGAACUUCAAGUGUUUACAUGAGCUGGUGAAACAUGAAGAAAAUGGCCUGGUCUUUGAGGACUCAGAGGAACUGGCAGCUCAGCUGCAGAUGCUUUUCUCAAACUUUCCUGAUCCUGCGGGCAAGCUAAACCAGUUCCGGAAGAACCUGCGGGAGUCGCAGCAGCUCCGAUGGGAUGAGAGCUGGGUGCAGACUGUGCUCCCUUUGGUUAUGGACACAUAGCUCCUGGGCCAGAGGCUAAAACCCCAGGACCCCUGCUGUCCUUCCCGCAGCUUCUUCUCGGAGUCUCAGGGCAAACCCUUUCGAGCAGCACCUCCCAGUGGCCAGAAGCUGAAAUGACAGCAGUGGUACCGCCUGGUAAAUGAAUUGGUUCUGUGACACGGGAAGCUGUGGUUGGCCUUGAUUUCUUCUCUGGAGGCUCGGAAACGCUUCCUCUCUUCUUCUGUUCUUCACGCCUCAUGCCCCUGCUAGCGUAUUACUGUUCUGUGACUUCCGUGUGACCUCUGCAGAACUCCUCAUCCUGCGUUUGGUCUCCAGGUGUCCCCUUUCUGCCGUGUUCCUAACAUUUUGAUUCCUGUCUUGAAAAAAGCACCUGCUGCACCGUAAGCCCAGGGAUGUGGCAGCUACAGCGGGCUUGGCUUUGUGAGGAACCGAGUGUGUCCACGUUGGGGGAACAUCAUACUUGAUACACACGUUUUUAUUUGCACAAAGAAAAUGCUAUUUUUGGUGCCAGAA